ACUUCUGAAUGAGCUGAUCUAAAUGCAUAGUGGAUGUAAGCAUAUAAGUGCUAUUUAGUUAUUUAUAGUUAUUUAUAGAUUCAUCGCUUGUUUGACCCUUGCGCCAGGGGUAUGUUUUUAAUCGCUAUUAAAACUUUACAGAAGCAAUAAACAUCGUUAGUUCGACGGUGGAAGUCAACACUGAGCAGAAAAGCAGGUCGUUUGUGUGCGUGGAAGUGAACCCUGUACCAGUGGUAUGUUUUCAAUCGCUAUUAAAACUUUACAGAACCAAUAAACAUCGUUAGUUCGACAAUGGAGGUCAACACCGAGCAGAAAAGCAGGAUAACAGGAGCGAAGGUGAAGGUCGCAGUGGUGGGCGCGGGCGUGGUGGGCUUCUCCACGGCCGUGCGCGUGGCCGAGGCUCUCCCCCGCUGCUCCGUCACCCUGCUGGCCGACAAGUUCAGCCCGGACACCACCAGCGACGGGGCCGCCGGGAUCCUGUUUGCGGGACAGUUUCCAGAUAUUCCUUUGGAACGCCAAAGACGCUGGUUCCAGGACAGUUUUGACCACCUCCUGGCUAUCGCUAAGUCCCAACACGCACCCGAGGCCGGAGUCUUGCUCAGCUCUGGCUGUCAAAUCUUCAAGGAGCCCCCGGCCGACAAGAGGCCCUACUGGUGGGAUACGGUGUUUGGCUUUCGCUUCCUGAGCGAACGCGAGCUGCGUCACUUCCCCGAGCACACGUUUGGCCAGGCCUUCACCACCAUCAAGUGUGAAUGCUCCAGCUACCUGCCCUGGCUGCGCAACAGAUUCACAAAAGCCGGCGGUAAAGUGGCGCAGAGGAAAGUGUCCAGUUUUGAGGAGUUGAGCCCGGACUACGACGUCAUCGUCAACUGCUCAGGCCUGGGAUCCAAGGAGCUGGCGAGAGACGACGGGGUGUACCCGGUCCGGGGCCAGGUCCUGAAGGUGGACGCCCCCUGGCUGCAGCACUUCAUCCGCGACGGGGACGGGAAGACGUACAUUUAUCCCGGCUCCCGCUAUGUCACUCUGGGCGGCACCCGGCAAGACGGAGAUUGGCGCCUUGAGGCGGACCCCGGUGAUACGGAGAACAUCCUGGAGCGCUGCUUCCGGCUGGAGCCGUCCCUGCGUCGGGGGAGAGUUCUGGGGGAGUGGGUCGGGCUGAGGCCCGGCAGGAGGAACCCCAGAGUGGAGAGUGAGGCGACCCGAUUGGGCGGCGGCCACGGGGCGCAUGUGGUGCACAACUAUGGCCACGGAGGCUGGGGCGUCUCCCUAGCCUGGGGGACGGCGGUGGACGCCGCCAGGCUGGUGAGGCGGUGCCUUCAGGAAACGCAUCCGCAUGCUAAACUGUGAUCUUCUACUGCCUUUAAACGCAUCAUCACUGACUAACCAACUAAAUCAGAAUUGUGUAUUAUUUUUCACUUUAUAAGCAAAUUUCUCUCUGGGAAGUCACAAAAACCUAUAUAUAUAUAUAUAUAUAUAUAUAUAUAUAUAUGUAUAUAUAGUUUAGUUUCCCUAGUUUCCCUAUG
Molecule: messenger RNA, 1523 nt
Organism: Phycodurus eques (leafy seadragon)
Lineage: Eukaryota; Metazoa; Chordata; Actinopteri; Syngnathiformes; Syngnathidae
Gene: ddo
Product: D-aspartate oxidase
Exons: 5
Coding region: 292-1347 (351 amino acids)
Molecular function (GO): FAD binding; D-amino-acid oxidase activity
Source: RefSeq, a predicted model, not a curated record